This is a messenger RNA of Ictidomys tridecemlineatus (thirteen-lined ground squirrel), 2201 nucleotides long. The record is from RefSeq and is a predicted model, not a curated record. Lineage: Eukaryota; Metazoa; Chordata; Mammalia; Rodentia; Sciuridae.
GGUCGGCGCGGGCGGGUAAUCCCGAGCGGGCUGUGGGGCCACCAUCCUGUAUCCAACCCAGCCCAAGCUUGUCCUGCGCGGCCGCCCGGCAUGCCCCCUCGGCGCCCAGUCCUAUCGGGGCCAAUCUCUGCCGAGAGACCGGACCUGGACGCCGGGUGUUCAUAAGAAUGGAAGCAGUGUUUCUUUGCCAGAUUCCUUAUUGCUGCAUCUCAUGAAUCUACAUAAUCCUGAGGCAGAGCCUAAAUUUAAGGAUGACAAACCUGUCACCACUGUAACAACAACAGAGUGAGGGCAAAAACGAGUAAAGAUAAAGAAGUGUUUAAAUUAAUAUUCAACAAGGAAGUCAUUUCAGUCCACAACGUCUGCUGCAUAAUUUUUCCAAGAUGAACCGAUACACGACCAUGAGACAGUUGGGGGACGGCACCUACGGGAGUGUGCUGAUGGGCAAGAGUAACGAGUCUGGGGAGCUGGUGGCCAUCAAGAGGAUGAAGAGAAAGUUCUAUUCUUGGGACGAAUGUAUGAACUUGAGAGAAGUGAAGUCUCUGAAGAAACUUAAUCAUGCCAAUGUGAUUAAACUGAAAGAAGUUAUCAGAGAAAAUGACCAUCUUUAUUUUAUAUUUGAAUAUAUGAAAGAAAACCUCUAUCAAUUAAUGAAAGACAGAAACAAAUUGUUCCCUGAGUCAGUCAUCAGAAAUAUUAUGUAUCAGAUAUUGCAAGGGCUGGCGUUUAUCCAUAAACAUGGCUUUUUCCAUAGGGACAUGAAACCAGAAAACUUGCUUUGCAUGGGCCCAGAACUUGUGAAAAUUGCUGAUUUUGGACUUGCAAGAGAAUUGAGGUCACAGCCACCAUAUACUGAUUAUGUAUCUACCAGAUGGUACCGUGCUCCUGAAGUUUUACUAAGAUCUUCAGUGUACAGUUCUCCCAUUGACGUGUGGGCUGUGGGAAGCAUCAUGGCCGAACUCUAUACCCUAAGACCUCUGUUCCCCGGGACAAGUGAAAUUGAUGAAAUCUUCAAAAUCUGCCAAGUUUUAGGGACUCCCAAGAAAAGUGACUGGCCAGAAGGAUACCAGCUUGCAUCCUCUAUGAAUUUCCGCUUUCCUCAGUGUGUUCCUAUAAACUUAAAAACCCUUAUUCCCAAUGCCAGUAAUGAAGCCAUUCAGCUAAUGACGGAAAUGUUGAAUUGGGAUCCAAAGAAACGACCAACAGCAAGCCAGGCAUUGAAACACCCAUAUUUUCAAGUUGGACAGGUGUUAGGCCCUUCCUCACAUCUUCUGGAAUCAAAACAGACUUUAAAUAAGCAGCUGCAGUCAUUAGAAUGCAAGCCAGCUCCUGCUGACCUAGACCCCAAGCCUCUGUCAGACGUAACCGACCAGACUGUCGGACAGCCCCAGCCAAAGCACAGCCACCUACCACUGCAGUCCAUUCAGCCGCCACAGGACGGGGACCUCCAGCAGCCUCCAAAGCAACAGAGUCAACCGAGACCGCCACAAACACUGUUUCCUAGCAUCGUCAAAAACCUGCCAACUAAGCCAAAUGGUCCACUGGCUCAUAAAAGUGCUAGAAGGCGUUGGGGUCAGACUAUCCUCAAGGCUGGAGACAGCUGGGAAGAGUUUGAGGACUGUGAUUUUGGAGCCUCCCAUUCCAAGAAGCCAAGCAUGGGUGUUUUCAAAGAAAAGAGGAAAAAAGAUUCUCCACUUCGGCUCUCAGAGGCAGUACCCUCAGGCUUCCACCACUCCACAGAGGAAAACAAGAGCUUACCUGCUGCCGUCCACCUAAAGUCUGACCCCCAGCUGUCAUCUGCAUCAGUGGCUAAACAGUACUACUUGAAACAAUCAAGAUACCUUCCAGGUGUGAAUCCCAAGAAUGUAUCCUUCGUAGCUAGUGGAAAGAAUAUAAACCCAUAUGCUUGGAAUAAUCACCUAUUUCCUAAGUCUCUGGGACCCAUUGGCAGUGAAUUUGCUUUCAAAAGGAGUAAUGCAGAAGAAAGCAUAAUUAAACCAAUUGAAAAACUAUCAUGCAAUGAAAGUUUUCCUGAAAAAUUAGAGGAGCCACAAGGAAAUCUUGGAAGUUACAGUACUUACAAUCCUUCCUUUCUCAAAAAAGAAGUGGGGUCGGCUGGCCAGAGGAUCCACUUAGCACCUCUCGGUGCCACAGCCUCAGGUAAGAGUGACUCAGAGGUGGUUUGAGAUUUCUGAGCAGAG